AACAGAACGAGGGAGGAGGUAGAAGACGACGGACCACGGACGAGACGAGACGACACCUAACCUAAUACCUAAACGAACUACAAAAUAAUAAUGCUGAUAGUACCAGUGUAAGACUUUGUUUGUAGCCUAUUAAGUUAGACCUAUUAUCUUUUAUCCACAGAAAGCCAUAAUUUUGGGAAAAAUUCAUUCUAUGAUGUUAGGCCUAUGAAUUUAAAUAAUAAAUCUAAAGAAGGUUAAGUUAUGUCUUGGCAACUGGGCCUCCGUUCUCUGAGAUAUAGAAAUAAUGAAGUUGGUGUACCUAGCCAAGCAUGGAACAGAAUAUUGGCAUUGAGAUUCUCUGACAAAUCUGAUCCUAAAGAUAAGUUUGAGGAUAUAAGGUUAGUAGAAACAAAGCCUUUAAGUGGGUAUACAUAUGACGAAGGAAUCGAAGGAUUCAAAAGUAAAUGGAGACUUCCAUUCAUUCAAAGAAAGGGCUUUUUCAAGACCAAUUUUGGCGCAUUUGCUACCAAUUACUUUGCAGCAUCCAUAACAAAAAUACAUCCUGAGAAUUUUAAAUACUUUGAUCUAAAAACAUGGUGGAAAAAAGAAAAAAGAGAACAGCUGGUAUAUGAUCAACAGUUUAAUGAAGAAAGGUUGAUGAUACUGGGAUGCGACUUGGGCGCUGCACAUUUUACAGUUUACCGUGGUGGUGCCGUCAAGUUUGUUGGUCAUGAAUAUUGGAUUAAAGACGACAAGAAGACACAAAAAGAUUAUGAUGACUAUUUGCCAAAUGCAUAUGAUCCUAACUACGUUUUGGAGGCAAUUGAUUUUUCAAACACACGUAUUAUCUAUGAAGGGUUGAAAAAUAUUGAAAACCUAUCAUCGCUGAAAUGGCUCAGCUUUGCUAACUGUGCCCACUUUGAUGACUGGUGUCUUGAUAGAGUUUCUGGAGAACACAGAAAUAAUCUUGAGUACCUAGAUAUUAGCUUUACUGGAGUCACGCACCGCGGCCUGUAUGCUUUGUAUCGUUUUAACAAGUUGAAGACUCUCAUAGUAGAUGAAAGUAAUGAAGAUCCUGUCUUUUUCCAAUUGUGUUUGGAAAUACAAAAAAUUUGUCAAGGUUUGAAUAUAGAAUUAGUGUCAGAUCCUCUGAAGAAGUUGAACACAACAGGGCCUUCUAAGACACCUUCAUUAAUACAAAAAUAAUUUUGGAUUGUGGCCAUGGGCAAUACAUGUAAAUAGUGUAAAGAAUUGUAAUAAAGAAGUCAUG
This is a messenger RNA of Macrosteles quadrilineatus (aster leafhopper), 1249 nucleotides long. RefSeq lists its product as uncharacterized. The record is from RefSeq and is a predicted model, not a curated record. The transcript is spliced from 2 exons. NCBI's taxonomy places the organism in Eukaryota, Metazoa, Arthropoda, Insecta, Hemiptera, Cicadellidae. The coding region runs from base 241 to 1185 and encodes 314 amino acids.